AUGAGCUCGAUUCACGAAGCAGCCGUGGCGGGUAAUAUUGAUAUUCUUAAGCUGCUUAUUGAUAAUGGCGCUAAUGUAAAUCUAAAAGAUUCGAAAAAUUUUCGUCCAAUACAUUAUGCAGCAUGGCAAGGUCGAACUGAAUCCGUUUUUAUACUAUUACGUUGUGGUGCAAAUGUUAAUGAACAGUCAUUAAAUGGUGAUACACCAUUACAUUUAGCCAGUCAAUAUGGUCAUCUUGAAAUAGUACAAUUACUUUUAUUUCAUCAUGCUGAUCCAACAUUAAUAAAUCGUCGAUCAUUAACGCCAAUUGAUUUAGCAUGUGAAUAUGGACAUAUUCAUGUUGUGAAUUCACUUUUACACAAUACAUUAUGUAAACAAAUGAUUUUGAAUCAUAAUAAUGAACAACAUACAUCAUUACAUUUAGCAGCUAAAAAUGGACAUACUGAUAUAGUUCGAUUAUUAUUAUUAAAUGGAUUUGAUAUUAAUCGUAUGACAAUUACGGAUGGUUCGGCAUUACAUGUUGUAUGUAGAAAUGGACGAUAUGAAACAGCAAAAUUAUUAUUAGAAUGUGGAAUUGAUGUUAAUCUACGUAAUUCCUAUGAACAAACAGCUUAUGAAGUUGUAAUUAAACAAAAAAGUGGAAAUGAUAUUAAACGAUUAAUUAAAGAUUUUUCUGAGGCAAUAUUUGUUCGAGCUAUUCAAUCAUAUAAAGAUAGUCAUGUUGGAGCAUUGAAUUUUGUUGAAGGAGAUUCUAUUACAGUUCUUGAUCAUAAUUCAACAGGUCAAUGGCGUGGUUUUAUUUUACAAGAUGAUCUUACAACUCGGACUGGUUAUUUCCCAUGUACAUAUGUGCAAUUAAAUUCAACUAUAAUGAAUGGUAAAGAAAAUCAGACAUAUAAUAGCAAUCAUUUUCUUGUCGAUAGCGAUUCUAUGUCACGCAUGUCUCAAACGGAUUCUGGUUUAACAACAACAUCUAGUUGGAAUUCACGUUCAAGACGUAAUAGCCCAACGAAUAAUACACAUCGUCAUAGUGCAGCAAGUAGUAUCGAUAGUGGAAGAAGUUCAACAGCACUUUACGAUAGUCCAAAAACUCUGGCUUUAUCAAGUUUUAUUGGUAAUGGUGAUGCACGUUCUCUAUCAAGUACUGAAUCAAAAUCUUCUGAUCCAGAUAAAACAAGUUAUCGAAGUUCAAAUAGUAGUUUAGAUGAAACUGGAACAUUAAAUAUUAAUUUACUUUUACGUAAAGGUAUACCCGAUAAAGAAAUCAUUUUUAAAUGGUUACGUGAAUUUUCCUAUGAAAAUUAUACGGAAAAUUUUAUUAAAAAUGGUUAUGACAUGCAAACAAUUGUUCGAAUGACACCUGAAGAUUUAACAGCUAUUGGAAUUACUCAUCCAUCUCAUCGACGAAAAAUCAAAAGUGAAAUAACUCGUUUACGUUUAUCAGACGGUCUACCAGAUUUUACACCAGAUACACUCUAUGAUUGGUUAUGUUAUCUACGUCUAGAUCAAUAUAUUUUAUUAUUAAAUAAACAAAAUUAUAAACAAUUAGCAGAUAUAAUAAAUAUUGCUUGGGAAGAUUUAGAAGAUAUUGGUAUAACUCGUUUAGGUCAUCAAAAACGUUUUAUGCUUGGUGUUAAACGUUUAAUUGAUAUUGAAAAAGGUCUUUAUAAAACAAAAUCAAAUAAAAUCAAAAUAGAUUCUUUAGAAAAUACUAUUCCAAAAUCAUGCCUUCGAUUAACAACGAAAGGUACUUCAUCAAAUUAUGCAACUAUUCGUCAAUCACAAUUCUCGUCAAAUAAUAAACAACGAAUAGGAUCAUCUGGUACAUAUAUUCCAAUAUCAUCUUUUCGUUUACCACCACCUUUAUCAGCAUCAAUAAUAAAUUCAUCAAUACAUAAUUAUGAUUCCAUAUCAUCAAAUCGUACACGUAGUUUAGAAAAUAUUAAUUCAAAUAAACGAGAAUUAGAUAGAAAUGAUAAUCAUUACGAAACAAUUCUAUCGAAUUAUGCUCAACCAUCAAUAAUAGUAAAUAAUUUACAAUUACUUGAUGAUUUAAAUUUAUCAUCAAGUGCAGAAUCAAUGAAUGGUAUUCCAUUUGCAAAUGAAAAUAUGGGUACGAUUAAACAACGUUCACCAUCAACUCAUUAUAAUACAUUGACUGGUCAACAAGCAUAUGAUACAAUGAAACGUUCAUUACCUAUGGAAUUUUUUCAACAAUCAACAACAUAUCCAUUGACAGCAACAACAAUACCUAUUUAUGAUAAUAAUGAUGAAUUUACUCAUAAAAAUACAUCUAUAAGAAAAUCAUCAUUACAAAUCAAUGGACAUGAUUUAUCCUUAUCAAAUACAGAUAAACGAUCACAUUAUACAGAAGUAUUUCCAAAUGAUAAACAAAAUAAAAUAGUCAAAAAUGAUACAACAAAUGUUUUAUCUGAUAUUGAUUCGAUGUUAUCUGAUCUCAAUCGAGAACUUGAUCAAAUGCUUGAUUAUGAAAUUUCAAGUUCUAUACGAUCGUAA
This is a messenger RNA of Adineta steineri, 2517 nucleotides long. The record is from the annotation of a GenBank genome assembly. Lineage: Eukaryota; Metazoa; Rotifera; Eurotatoria; Adinetida; Adinetidae.